GAGAGAGAGAGAGAUGAAUAUAAUAUACAUUGACCUCUCUGUCUCAUGAGCAAGCACAUGUCCUCUCUUUCUCUUUCAGCUCUUUCACAAGUUUUUCUCUCCUCUUCUCCGUAAAAAAAGAAAAGAAUACAAAUCUUUCACAUGCUCUUCUCUCUAAUUUCUUCAUUGGUGAUUCUCUUCCCAAUGCUCAUUUGAAGUUUUAUUUACUCUACUCCCGACGACCUCGACCCCUCUUCAGAUCUACUCACUCCUUCUUCUUCUUCUUCUUCAUUUUCCGGUGACUCGAGCCGGAGAAGGUUCUUUGUUCAGAUCAAGAUUCUGGCUUAAAGAUAAAGUUGUUUGAAUUUGUUUAGUCCAUUGUCUUGUUGUUGCAUGAAGAGAAACUUUGAUAAAUGGUCUGUGAAAUGGAGACUGAUCAGAUUGAGGAAAUGGAUGUCGAAGUCUUGUCUUCCAUGUGGCCCGAAAAUGUUGGAACUGAAGCUGACAAACAGUUCAACGUUGAGAAACCUGCUGGAGAUUUAGACACGUUGAAAGAAGUGACAAUUGAAGAGAAACCCACCAUUGCGGAUUUGACACGCUUACCAGAACUAAUGAAUUCGACUCAACAAGGCUCGUCUCAGCUAACCAACCUUGUGAAACAAUGGGAGUAUAUGCAAGACAACGCGGUUCGCUUAUUAAGAGAAGAGCUUAAGAAUCUCAAUAGACAGAGAGAAGAAGCUGAAGCAAAAGAGUUGAAGAUCAUUGAGGAGUAUAAGUUUGAGAGCAACGAGCCUGAGAAUGUUCCGGUUUUGGAUGAGACGAGUGAUUUGUUCCGCAGGUUUAGGCAGAAGAAACGAGAUGCGUUGGUCGAUAGCAAGAAGAUUGAGAUCUAUGAGGAGUUUGACACGGUUGCAUAUUGGAAACAGAAGGCGUUGAAUCUGGAGAAAAUGCUUGAGGCGAGUACUGAGAGAGAAAGGAGAUUGGUCGAGAAGCUGAGUGAGAGUUUGAAGACUAUGGAGAGUCAGUCAGCACCGGUCCAAGAGCUAACUCAGAAUCUUGAGAGAGCUGAAGGUUUCUUGCAUUUCAUACUUCAGAAUGCACCUAUUGUUAUGGGUCAUCAGGAUAAAGAUUUACGCUACUUGUUUAUCUACAACAAGUAUCCUAGUUUGCGGGAGCAGGACAUUUUGGGAAAAACAGACGUUGAGAUAUUCCACGGAGGUGGCGUUAAAGAAUCUCAAGAUUUCAAGAGAGAAGUUCUUGAGAAAGGAAAAGCUUCAAAGAGAGAGAUCACAUUUACGACAGAUUUAUUCGGAUCAAAGACGUUUUUGAUAUAUGUUGAGCCUGUUUACAACAAAGCUGGCGAGAAAAUCGGUAUAAACUACAUGGGAAUGGAAGUAACUGAACAGGUAGAUAAAAGGGAGAAAAUGGCGAAACUAAGAGAAGAUAACGCAGUGAGAAAGGCGAUGGAAUCAGAACUGAACAAGACCAUCCACAUUACAGAGGAGACAAUGAGAGCGAAGCAAAUGCUAGCGACGAUGUCUCAUGAGAUAAGAUCACCAUUAUCCGGAGUAGUGGGAAUGGCUGAGAUUCUUUCAACUACAAGACUGGAUAAAGAGCAGAGACAGUUGUUGAAUGUCAUGAUCUCUUCUGGGGAUUUGGUGCUUCAGCUAAUCAACGACAUUCUUGAUCUUUCCAAGGUUGAAUCAGGUGUGAUGAAAUUAGAAGCUACAAAGUUUCGACCAAGAGAAGUGGUCAAGCAUGUGCUUCAGACAGCUGCAGCAUCGCUGAAGAAAUCUUUGACAUUAGAAGGAAACAUUGCAGAUGAUGUUCCUAUUGAGGUAGUUGGAGAUGUUCUAAGGAUUCGGCAGAUCCUCACCAAUUUGAUAAGCAAUGCUAUCAAGUUUACACAUGAAGGAAAUGUUGGAAUCAAACUCCAAGUGAUAUCAGAACCAUCCUUUGCGCGGGAUAACACAUUGACCGCAGACACCGAGGAACAAGAACAAAACGGUUUGACCGAGACUUCAGUUUGGAUCUGCUGUGAUGUUUGGGACACUGGAAUUGGAAUCCCAGAAAACGCUAUUCCAUGUUUGUUCAAGAAGUACAUGCAAGCAAGCGCUGAUCAUGCCCGCAAAUACGGUGGAACUGGUCUCGGACUUGCCAUUUGUAAACAGCUGGUUGAGUUAAUGGGAGGUCAACUCACUGUGACAAGCCGUGUGAACGAAGGUUCAACGUUCACAUUUAUAUUACCCUACAAAGUUGGAACAUCAGAUGAUUAUUCAGAUGAUCAAGAUGAGUUCUCUGACAUGGCGGAUCAUCAAUCCGAACCAGACGAUACAGCUGAAGGAUAUUUCCAGUUUAAACCGCUUCUAGGAUCUAUAUAUUCUAAUGGCGGACCAGGCAUCGGCAAUGACUUCUUACCUCAUAAAGUCAUGCUUACUAGUCCUAUUAAGCUCAUGAAUAGUUUUGUCGCUGAUCCUUCUAACAACACUGGACAGAGCGAGAUGCUUCAGCUUGAAAACGGUGGUUACGUGGAUGAAUCUAAACUCGAAACCAGUUCUGGUCAUUGCCCUGAAUCAGCUCACCAAUAUGAGAAUGGAAAUGGUCGAUGUUUCUCCAAGGAAUCUGAAUCUUGUAGCAGUUCACAAGCUAGCUCAGAAGGUGGAACCUUAGAAAUGGAGUCGGAGCUUACAGUUUCAUCUCAUAGGGAAGAGGAAAAAGCCGAGACAGAUCUAAAAGAAACAUCAAAGCCAAAGAUUUUGCUUGUGGAAGAUAAUAAGAUCAAUAUCAUGGUUGCAAAGUCGAUGAUGAAGCAGUUAGGCCAUACCAUGGAUAUUGCUAAUAAUGGAGUUGAAGCCAUAACCGCUAUCAAUCACUCUAGUUACGAUCUGGUACUCAUGGAUGUGUGCAUGCCAGUUCUGGAUGGUUUAAAAGCUACAAGACUGAUCCGUUCAUAUGAAGAAACUGGGAACUGGAAUGCUGCAAUAGAAGCCGGCGUAGAUAUAAAGACAUUGGAGAAUGAGCAAGUUUGUGUGCGUUCCACAAACCGGCUGCCUAUAAUCGCGAUGACAGCAAAUACGUUAGCAGAGAGUUCAGAAGAAUGUUAUGCAAAUGGUAUGGACUCGUUUAUUUCGAAACCUGUAACGUUGCAAAAACUGAGAGAGUGUUUACAACAGUAUUUGCAUUGACAUUUCAGAGUUUGGUGUUUUGUAGAUUAAGUGGUUGUUUUGUAUAUAAAUUGUGUAGGAAAAAAGUUUUGGAGAGCUACUAAGUAGCUUCCUCUCUU
Arabidopsis lyrata subsp. lyrata is the source of this 3262-nucleotide messenger RNA. Its product is annotated as histidine kinase 5. Gene Ontology annotation, molecular function: histidine phosphotransfer kinase activity; phosphorelay sensor kinase activity. Bases 393 to 3164 code for a protein of 923 amino acids. Gene Ontology annotation, biological process: phosphorelay signal transduction system; protein autophosphorylation. The transcript has 13 exons. The record is from RefSeq and is a predicted model, not a curated record. Lineage: Eukaryota; Viridiplantae; Streptophyta; Magnoliopsida; Brassicales; Brassicaceae.